This is a messenger RNA of Kazachstania africana CBS 2517, 462 nucleotides long. RefSeq names its product cleavage polyadenylation factor subunit SYC1 (gene SYC1). NCBI's taxonomy places the organism in Eukaryota, Fungi, Ascomycota, Saccharomycetes, Saccharomycetales, Saccharomycetaceae. The coding region runs from base 1 to 462 and encodes 153 amino acids. The record is from RefSeq and is a predicted model, not a curated record. The transcript has a single exon.
AUGAAACGACAGAGUGUUUACGUAAACGAUUGUAGCAAGAAAAAGGAUAUAUACAAUAGACUGAUUUUUGUCUUUGGCAAGGAUUAUUGUCGACUUGGUACCGAUGACGAUGACGAUGAUCAUAUACAGUUGUUUACAGAUAUAAAUUUAAGAAUACAAGGUAAUAAUUGUAUUGAUAUAUGGUGCGAAGAAGAAAAUGAUACGAUAGACAUCAUGUUUAGUAUGAUAUGUAUAGCUUUACAAAAUAUUCCGUCACAGGAGCCGAGUAAUUUGAAUAUCUUGAAAGAAUUGAUGGCUGAGCAAUUUGGAGACGAAUUUGAUAGUUCGAGUGGUACUAUUAAAAUUGGUAAAAAUGAAGUUACACUAAACUUAGAAACGAUGGAAAUUGUUGAAUCAAAUUCUAAGCCGUUGAAAGGUAGAGUAGAAAGUAUAAUAAGUAUAGCAAAAAAUUUGAUAAACUAG